AUGAAGCUUUCUAUAGUUUUUUCACCAGUAGUUCUUUUACUCGCUCCAUUCAUUCUCGUUGUGAUGGCGUCAUUUACCACAGUCGCUGUUGUCACUUCUGCAUUAGCUAUAAUAGUCCUGUGGGUACGACUAGGUUUUCUCAUCGCGGAAUUCUCGGGUGGUGUUGUAAUGGACAUUGCUAGUUGGGGAAUGAGAAAAUGGGUUAAAGUAGAAGACGAGACCAAAGUCAAAGUCUCUAAAAUCAAAGUCGUUGAUAAAAAAAGAAACUCGAAGGAUUACAGCUCAUAUCAUCAACAAAAGCAACAUUCUUAUUUAAAGAAACAACAACAGCAACAGCGUAAACAGAAGGGAAUGUAUCCAAUUGCUACCACAAAAGUUAACAAGCUUUCUGUGGAUUUCGAUGAAAAAACUCUCUUAAAAGAACGCGACAACUACGAGUUACAUAAUGGCGAGUUUUAUACGAAACGUCCACAAGGAAGAAGAGCGAAAAGCCUCGCAAACUCGAAGGAGGGAGUGAUCGCACUAGAUCCAGGCAUGCGAACGCUUGAUCUGAGCGGACAAGCCAUGGAAUGGGCAAAGGUGAUAUCGGCAAAAUUUAUCGGCUUUGCCAUGCGUCCAGGAGAAGAAGACUGUCACCGCGCACUUCCGAUUUCGUCAGCAACUUCUGCGGAAAAAGUUUCGUUUUUGAUCUCCAAGUAG
Messenger RNA from Ambispora gerdemannii, 699 nucleotides. NCBI's taxonomy places the organism in Eukaryota, Fungi, Glomeromycota, Glomeromycetes, Archaeosporales, Ambisporaceae. The record is from the annotation of a GenBank genome assembly.